Molecule: messenger RNA, 3770 nt
Organism: Triticum dicoccoides
Lineage: Eukaryota; Viridiplantae; Streptophyta; Magnoliopsida; Poales; Poaceae
Product: disease resistance protein RGA5-like
Exons: 4
Coding region: 549-3341 (930 amino acids)
Biological process (GO): defense response to other organism
Molecular function (GO): ADP binding
Source: RefSeq, a predicted model, not a curated record
UCGCCGCCGGAGAUGAAGCCUUUCGUCCGCGGACGCUCUUCCCGCUGGCCUUUCCUCGACGGCGUGGGCUCCCGUCCACAGCGACGGGUUAAUCAUUCAAUCAUUCGCAAGUUCAGAAAGAGAGCCCCCAUCAAUCAUUCAGCAUCUACAGUUCCGCAGUCGCUCGGAAACUCGCUCGGCUCUACAGCGAUGGGCCAAUCCAGAGCCCAUGGCAGUCCACUAUAUCCAUCGAGAGAUCCCACCCUACCCCAUUAGCUAGGUUUCCACUCUCCAGUCUCCACUCCGUGGCGGCGGCGGCUCUCCUCCUCCUGCCGGCUCGCGGAUCUCGCUUACGCGCCCGAUCUCCCUCGCCGGUGCAUCGGGCUUGGCGUGCGCAGGCAUUACGCCGUGAUUAGGCUAGCUGGACAUUGCGCCGGGAGUAAGUUUUGUGCAUCUCAUGUUUUGCUUCAUUGCUCUUUGAGUAGUGGCGCCCCAAGCUUCUCCGGAAAGAUUGAGGAGGCUCGGCCAUGACGUGAAACAAUCUCGCCAGGAGCAGAGGAAGGGGGCCAAUGGCGCCUGUGGUGACCGCUGCAUUGGGCGCGUUGAGUCCUCUGCUGGGGAAGCUCACCGAUUUGCUCGCCAACGAGUGCGGCCGACUCAAAGGGGUCAGCCGCGAGAUCCGCUCCCUCAAGAAUGAGCUUGCCGGCAUGCAUGCUGCGCUCGUGAAGUACACCAUGCUAGAGAAUCCUGAUGAGCAGGUGAAGAUAUGGGUGUCCCUGGUCAGGGAGCUGUCCUAUGACACCGAAGAUUGUUUUGACAAGUUCAUUCGACACCUCGGCGAUGGUGGGAGUCGUGACGGCGGCUUCAAGGAGUUCUUCCGCAAGACUGCUCGGCAUCUAAAGACGCUUGGAGCUCGGCGUGGGAUCGCCAACGAAAUCGAUGACCUGAAGCUUCGUAUCAAGGAGGUGAAGGAACUCAAGACUAGCUACAAGCUGGACGAUGUUGCUUCUAGCACCUCUGGCAAUGCAGCCGUGGAUCCCCGGCUGGCCGCUCUUUUUGCGGAGGAGGCACACCUUGUUGGCAUUGACGGUCCAAGAGAUGAUCUUGCCAAGUGGGUGCUGGAAGAAGAAAACAAUCAUCGCCGCAGGGUGUUGUCUAUUGUUGGGUUUGGUGGACUGGGAAAGACAACACUGGCGAAUGAAAUCUAUCGCAAGAUUCAAGGCCGUUUUGAUUGUCAUGCUUUUGUGUCGAUCUCGCAAAAACCAGAUACAAAGAAAAUCAUCAAGGAUGUGAUCUCCCAAGUGUCUGACAGCGAUGCAUUCAAGAAAGAUAUUGAGAUUUGGGACGAAAAGACAUCCAUUUCAAAGCUAAGGGAACUUCUACAAGAAAAAAGGUAUCUUAUUAUCAUUGAUGAUAUAUGGUCUAUAGUGGCUUGGAAUGCUAUCCAUUGUGCAUUUCCAGAGAACAAAUGUUCUAGCAGAAUUUUGGCUACUACAUGCAUACUGGAAGUAGCUAGCUCUUGUUGUCCAGGUCCUCAUGACCAGAUCUAUGAAAUGAAACCUCUAAGUGAUCCUCACUCUGAAGGACUAUUUUUCAAAAGAAUCUUUGGCUCAGAGAAUUCCUGCCCUCACAUGUUUAUUGAAGUUUCAAAAGCUAUGUUGAAAAAGUGUGGAGGCCUACCAUUGGCGAUUAUCAGUAUUUCUGGUUUACUAGCAAACAGACCACGUGUCAAAGAAGAGUGGGAGAAGGUAAAAAGAUCAAUUGGUUCUGACUUGAACAAAAGCCAGAGUCUAGAGGGAAUGAAAAACAUACUGUCCUUGAGCUAUAAUGAUCUUCCACCAAACCUCAAGACUGUCUUGUUGCACUUAAGUAAUUUCCCCGAGGAUUAUGUGAUUGACAGAGAAAGGUUGGUGAGGCAAUGGAUUGCGGAAGACUUUAUUUCUGAAGAGCGUGGGAGGAGCUGUCAAGAGGUUGCAGAAAGUUAUUUUUACGAGCUUAUCAAUAAAAGCCUGGUCCAACCAGUGGACAUUUGUUAUGAUGGGAAGGUGCAGGCGUGUCGAGUUCAUGACAUGAUGCUUGAACUUAUCAUUUCAAAAUCCAUUGAAGAAAAUUUCAUCACUGUGGUGAACGGCAGUCAAACUGUUUGGGGAAAUUCUCAGUGUUCUAUUCGACGUUUAUCGAUCCAGGACAUUGACCAGGAGCUUGCAUCUGAAUUGUCAAAGAAAGAUCUAAGCCAUGUCCGAUCUCUUAUAAUAACAGCAUCAAGAUGUAUGAAGCACUUGCCCAGUCAUGCAAAGUUUGAAACUUUACGUGUACUAGAUUUUGAAGAUUGUCAGAGCCUGACGGAGUCUGAUAUGAAAGGUAUGGAAAACCUGUUCCAGCUAAAGUACCUGAGCUUUAGGAGUACGGGCAUAUCGGAGCUACCAUCUGGAAUUGUGAUGCUACUUGAUCUAGAGACGCUAGAUUUAAGGGGUACAAAAAUCAUUGACUUGCCAGCUAGAAUUGUUCAGCUCACUAAACUACAACAUCUACUCAGUAGCUUCAAUCUGUGGACGAUACCAAUCGGGAUUGGCAAUAUGACAAACUUAAGGGAGAUCCCAGGCUUUGAUAUUACCAUGAGUUCAGUAGGUGCAAUAGAGGAGCUAGGGAGCCUGAUCAAUUUGAAUGCACUCUGUGUACGUUACAUGGUGCACGCAUCUCAAGAGUACAAGAGGCAUGAAGAGAUGUUAGUCGCUUCACUAUGCAAUCUUGGCGGCUACAAACUCCAGUCCUUGUAUAUAUAUGGUGGUACUUCAUAUGCAUUCGAGUUAUUAGAUUCCUGGUCUCCUCUUCCAUCUUGCCUCCAAAGAUUUGAGAUGGGCACCACCGAGUACUGUUUAUCAAAACUGCCAAAGUGGAUUACUCCAGCACUCACCAGUCUUGCAUACCUAGACAUUAAUUUAAGUGUAAUAACAGAGGAGGUUCUUGGCAUACUUGGGGAGCUGUCUGCAUUACUUUGUCUGAAACUUUAUACCAACACAGUCCAUAAAGACAGGCUUGUUUUGCCAGGCAGAGGAUUCCAAUGUUUGAAGGAGUUCCUUUAUAAACCUUGUAAUGAAGGUGCAGGGACCCUUCUGUUUGAGGAAGGGGCACUGCCAAAGCUCGAGAAGCUUGAGCUGUGGUUCUCUGUAUCAGUGGCAAAGGCCUAUGGGUUGUCCUUAGGUAUUGAGCACCUCCCGUAUCUGAAAGAUGUACGAGUUAUUCUGCAGAAGCGGGAUGCCACAUCUUCUGAAGUUGAGGCUGCAGAAGUUGCCAUAAGGAAUGAAAUGAGUCUGCAUCCCAACCAUCCCAGGUUAUCUCUCUUCAAGGAGAUGAAAGAAUGACAGGAGGGCAACUGUUCUCCUUGGACACAACCGUGGGUGGCUUGGUUGGAACGGCGUCCUGAAGCUACUAUUCUCGUUACCUGAUGCUCAAAUAAAAGUGGUCUUCGUUACCAUUGGACUCAUGAUUUUCGUUGUUUCUUUGUGUGCGAACUUGGGAUUUGUUUCAAGAGUAUUACAUUAACAAGGACUCCGUCUGUGUGGAGCUUUGUCUUUCAGGAGUUACUACUUGAUUGUAACUUAAAUAUUCAGACAGAAAUUGGUUCAGUAAAGAGUCACUCAUGACGUUUAACUACGUGGUGAUGUGCAACCAGCAGAAGCCAGAGUUCUACAUGCUGAUUCUGUCAUGGUUUGGUUAGUUGCAAAACGGGAACUUGUAACGUAAACUACUCAUGUUGUGUAUUAAGGUUUCGCUGGGCUCUUUUCCCUUUA